Miscanthus lutarioriparius is the source of this 2166-nucleotide messenger RNA. NCBI's taxonomy places the organism in Eukaryota, Viridiplantae, Streptophyta, Magnoliopsida, Poales, Poaceae. The record is from the annotation of a GenBank genome assembly.
AUGGAGCCCGACACCUCCACCUCCCCCGCCGCCGGGACGUCCCCUGCUGCGGUCCUUGAGCAUGGUGAGCCCUCCGUGCGCGACCCGAGCCUCCUAUCGCCCGCAUUCUCCCCUGCGCCGUCUCCCGGCCUCGUCCCUGCGUCUGGAUCCGGAUCCGAGUCAUCCUGGUACCAGCAGAUCCCACUUUCGCCGGCUGUGGCGGCGGGGAAUGGCUCCCUCUCCGCCCACGCGCACGCGACGUCGUCGUCGCCGUCCGUGCCCUCCUCCUCCUUCCCCACAGCCGGCACGCUCCCUAUGGUGGGUUAUGAUCUGUUCGGCAAUCCAGAAGCGACGGCGGCAACCCCUCUCCCGACGCUCCUCGGAGGCCAGUGGGAGCAAGGGGGGUUGUCGUCGAUGGCAGCGUCGGUCCUGCCAGAGUGCCCAAGCCCGGGCUUGUUCGGGUUCGCCGGCGAGUCCGCGGCGUGGCUGAGCGACGAGAUGUCGUCGUCCUUCUUCUCGCCGCCGCCUGCUAGUGGCCUGGCGCCGCAGAGCAGCGACAACUUGGUAGGGUUCGCGCAGCCGUCAUCGGACUCUGAGAUGGAACCGCUAUCGCAGAGGUUGCGUAUACCUUCGCUGGCGGUGGAAGACAGCCCCGUCGACGCCCCACUGCCGCCCAUCGAGGAUGAGGAGAUAGAUGUAAGUGCUUUCCUUGUCUCGGAUCCAGAGGAUCAGCUGCCCAAUGCAUCGUGGAUGGCGACUAGUCCGCAGAUGGGCGGCGGCGGCGGUGGUGGCGGCGGGGCAAGUGCAUCGUGGAUGGCGCCAGGGAGCACCUGCAACAACUGGACGCCGAUGUUGGCGCCGACGGCGGCGAGCACGUGCACCAUGGUAAGCACCAGCAGUGGGAGCAUGGCCUGCCACUUCGGCGGCUCGUCCAUAGGCGUCGCCAGCUCCAUCGGAGGUAUGAUGAAGCCAUCAUCACCUGUGCUGCCGCUGGUACCGCCAUCACCCCAGGCUGCCGGCGCUAGCAGCACCAACUUUAACGGCUUCGCGCAGCCAUCUUCGAGUUCCGUUCUCGCCCCACAUGCGCCAAAUCUACAAGGGCCUCUGCUGCCGGUGAAGCAGGAGGUCAUGGAGAUGGAGUACGUCGACGCCACAGCACGCCGUCAUCCUGACUUCAUAUCACUCGUCGACGACGAUGAGGAUGGGAUAUAUCAGGAUGUUAUCCCGUGCUCCAUUGCUGGACUAAACGGAUGGUCUAGGAGCAGCAGCGGCCACAGACAGGGACCAAGUUUCGCGCCGGAAGCAGAGAGUAGGUACAACGUCUUCGGCAGCUGGGGCAGCAACAGCAGCAGCCCUAGCUUUGGUCCGGGAAGCUGGGGCGGCGGCAGCAGCAGCAGCAGCCCUAGCAUUGCUCCAGGCAUCUGGGGUAGUAGCAGCGGCAGCCCUAGCUUUGCUCCUGGAAGCUGGGGCGGCGGCAGCAGCAGCAGCCCUAGCUUUGCUCCCGGCAGCUGGGGCGGCGGCAGCCCUAGCUUUGCUCCCAGCAGCUGGGGCAGCAGUAGCGGCAGCCCUAGCUUUGCUCCCAGAAGCUGGGGCGGCAGCAGCAGCAGCAGCAGCCCUAGCUUUGCUACCAGCAGCUGGGGCAGCAGCAGCAGCAGCCCUAACUUUGCUGGGAGCAUGCCGUGUUUCGAUCGAAGCAUGUCCAUUGACAACUACAGCUCCAGCUCCAUGCUGAAGCUGUCCAUCGGAGGGAAGAUGCCAUCCACUUCUGGUCUGCCACCGCUGCCAAGGGCAGGUGCUAGCAGCAGCAAAAGUGGCGCUGGGAUCGUUUUCACCGAUCCUGAGAUGGCGAUCAUCGCGAAGGACAAGAAGCUCCAAGAACUUUUGAGAACUGAUCAGAAGAAGGUGAAGAGGAUUCUGUAUAACCGCGCGUACUCCGCAACGGCAAAGGUCCGCAAGGUGAUGCACACCAAGAACCUGGAGCGCAUGAUUGUGACACUGGAGGAGGAGCGCAAAUCCUUGUAUGCAGAAUUGCAAUCGCUAGAGGAGGGAUCUGCUGCGCUCAUGGCACAAAAGAUGGAGAUGGAAAUGAUCAUUGGGGAGCUAGAGCAACAGACGAUGCUCAAAGAUGCUGUGAGGGAAGGACUAAAAGCUGAGAUCCAAAACCUUAAACACCUGAAGCUCAAUUAA